Hansenula ciferrii is the source of this 4059-nucleotide messenger RNA. Its product is annotated as RHO1 GDP-GTP exchange protein 2. The transcript has a single exon. Lineage: Eukaryota; Fungi; Ascomycota; Saccharomycetes; Phaffomycetales; Wickerhamomycetaceae. Gene Ontology annotation, molecular function: guanyl-nucleotide exchange factor activity. Gene Ontology annotation, biological process: intracellular signal transduction. The record is from RefSeq and is a predicted model, not a curated record. The coding region runs from base 1 to 4059 and encodes 1352 amino acids.
AUGUCCGGUCAAGGUAAUUUGACUCGUGAUGAAUUAUUUAAUGAUAUAUUUGGUUCAAGAAGACCAGAUGAAGAUCAACAAAACCAUCAAGAUUCAUUUGGGUUUGAAAAUACAGACGAUCGUCCAACUUUAGAUCCUGCUAAAUCUCCUCCUAUUCAACAAUUUCAAAAACAAUUAAAUAUUAAUGACGCUUAUGGACAACAACAACAACAACAGCAUUUUAGACCAUCAGGUCAAAAUCAAUUCCAUCAUCCACAAUCACAAGAUCCUUAUCUACGAUCUCAAAAUCAACCACAACCUCAAAAUUUACCACAUGGUCAACCUCAUCCACAACAUUAUCAACCACAAUUUACACAACAACAUUAUCAAGGACAAUCUCAACAAGUACAACAAAGACCUGGUCAAUCUGGUCAACAUCCACCUGGUCAAUUAUUACCUCCUCAUUCAAUACAGACUCAACAACCUCCACAAUCUCCAAGUCGUAAACCUCCUCCACAAUCUCCAAUAGGACCUCCAGAAACUGGUGGAUUAAACAUUUAUAAUAAUGAUUCAUCUUCAAUCCCCUCAGUGAAUAAUAAUAGUAAUAGACCUGGAAGAUUACAACCUAUAACAACAACUGAUCCUUCAAGUGCGCCAAUUUCUCAAAGAUAUCAACAAUCUCCAACAAUGUCAAAAUAUUCAACAAGAUCACCAAUUUUACAACAAGGUAUUAAUUUAUUAACAAGAAAUUCAAGAACUGUGACUUCACCUGAUUUAAUAUCAUCUUCAUCAUUUGGAAAUUCAAAUUCUAUACCUUCAAAUCAAUCUCAAUUCAAUCAUUCAAAUAAUCCUAAUUUCAAUAAUAAUAAUCAUAAUAACAUUCAACCUUUAAAUAAUUCAGGAAGAUCAAUGUCAUUAAAUUCAUCUUCUUUUAGAAAUUUAAUAAAUUCAGAUUCUCAAAGAAAAAAUUCAAGUGGUGGACGUUCAAUACAAAAAUCAGAUUUCACAAAUGGUAAUAAUAACAACAAUGGUUCAAAUCCUUCAUCAAAUUCAAAUUCAUCAUCAUCAUCAAGUUCAAUGGGUCUUGGAUUAAAAACAAGAAGUUUAUCAUCAAUAGCCAAGGCAAGAAGAGUUUCAUCAUCUGCUUCAUUAAGUUCUCAUAGAGUUUCAUCUUCAGCAAGUUUAUCAUCAAGAACUAUUGUAACAACAGCUUCAAGAUCUCCACAAGUUUAUCCUGCAAUGUUAUCUCGUGUUGCAACAUUAUUUAAAAAAAACAUUGUGUUGGCACAAUAUAAUAAAGAUGGUUUAGAAUACAGAGAUGCAUUCACUGGAUCAGAUGCAGUUGAUGUUAUAUCUCAUAUUAUUAGAACUACUGAUAGAAAUUUAGCUUUAUUAUUAGGUCGUGCCUUGGAUGCACAAAAAUUUUUCCAUGAUGUUACUUAUGAACAUCGAUUAAGAGAUUCAAAUCGUGAAGUUUAUCAAUUUGAUGAAGUUUUCUUAAAUGCUUCUUCAUCAACACCAAAUGGAUCUUCACAAAAUUUACAAAACAUUCAAGGUCAACCUCAUCAUGGACAUGUUGGUUCAAAUUUUGGUAUUGAUAGUAGAAAUGGUUCAUUUGUUAGUGAAUCAACAAUUGCUGCAACUCCUGGUUCUCCAAAUAUUGAUCAAGAUCAACAACAUUCUGUUAAUGGUGUUUUCACCUUAUUAACUGAAUGUUAUUCUCCAACAUGUACUAGGGAUGCAUUAUGUUAUUCAAUUGCAUGUCCAAGAAGAUUAGAACAACAAGCAAGAUUAAAUAUGAAACCUCAAGGUGGGCUAAAGAGAAAUGAAUCUCAUUUAUCAUUACACGAGGAGGAAGAAAAGAAACAAUUAUGGUCUCAUACUGUACCAAAAGAAAUGAUUCAAGCUAUGGAUAAAAAAGAAGUUAAACGUCAAGAAUUAAUUUAUGAAGUUGUUGCCACGGAACGUACAUUUGUUCGUAAUUUAGAAUAUCUAAGAGAUUUUUGGAUAAGACCCCUAAGAGAAUCAAAUAUAAUUCCUAUAAUCGAACGUGAAAAAUUUAUAAGAACUGUUUUUUUCAAUGUUAUUGAUAUUUUAAACGUUGCUAUAAGAUUUCGUGAUGCUUUAAUUAGAAGACAACAAUUAAAACCUGUUGUUGAAAACAUUGGUGAUAUUUUUUUAGAAUUUAUACCAUUUUUUGAACCUUUUGUCUCUUAUAACGCUGGUCAGUGUUUUGCCAAAUAUGAAUUAGAAAGACAAAAAGCUGCAAAUCCAUUAUUUGCAAGAUUUAUUGAAGAAACUGAAAGAUUACCAGAAUCUAAUAGAUUAAAUAUUAGUUCAUAUUUAUCACAGGCAACAACACGUACAGUUAGAUAUAAUUUAUUAUUAAAAGAUAUUAUUAAAUCUACAAAAGAAGAUUCAUUUGAUAAACCUGAUUUAUUAAAAGCUUCAGAUUUAAUUUUAAAAUUAUUAGAAAGAAUUAAUGUUAAAGUUGGUAAAGCUGAAGAUCGUCAUGCAUUAAUUUUAUUAAAACAAAGAUUAGUUUUCAGACCAGGUGAAUAUGUUGAUUUAAAACUUGGUUCAGAUCAACGUAAAAUUGUUUAUACUGCACCUUUAAAAAAAAGAAAUCAAGAUAAAGAUAAUCAAGGUGAUAUUCAAAUUUAUUUAAUGGAUCAUUUAUUAUUAUUUGUUCGUGUUAAAGUUAUUAAUAAAAGAGAACAACAUAAAGUUUAUCAACGUCCAAUUCCAUUACCUUUAUUAUAUUUAAGUGCAUCUGAAGAAAUGCCAUCAUUAAGACCAUAUACAAGAAAAUCUGGUGCAUAUGCACACGUUAUUCAUCAUCCUUCUAAAAAUGAUACAAAAUUUCCAAUAUCAUUUGCUUAUAUUGGUCGUAGAGGUUAUGAAUUAACUUUAUAUGGUGCAACAAAUAGUGCACAAGAAUCAUUAAUUUCAAUAAUUGAACAACAACAAAAUAAAAUUAGAGAAAAGAAUGAUAUUUUCACUUUGACUCCAUUAGCUGAAAGAUUUUUUGAUAUUUCUAAUAGAAUUAAUUGUCUUGCCCCAUGUGAUGGUGGUAGAAGAUUAUUAUAUGGUACAGAUUCUGGUGUUUUCAUGAGUGAAAUUAAAACUAGAGGUUCAACCCGGGUUGUUUCAAAACCAGUUCGUAUUGUAUCAAAAGUUAAUGUUACACAAUUGGAAGUUUUAGAAGAAUAUCAAACAUUAUUAGUUUUAGCUGAUAAAAAAUUAUAUGCAUGGCCAUUAGAAUUAUUAAUUGUUCAAGAUAAAAAAACUGGUAAAGAAUUAAUGUCACAUGUUUCAUUUUUUAAAGUUGGUGUUUGUGGUGGUAAAAUCCUUGUUGUUGCAGCAAAAUCUGAUUUAAUUAGAGUUUUUGAACCAACUGAUCCAUUCUCAAAGAAAAUGUCUAAAAAGAAAUUUAAAAAUGAAACAAGAGAGUUCCAUUUUAAUUCUGAACCUGUUUCAAUAUCUUUCUUGAAGACAAGAUUAAUUGUUGGUUGUACAAAAGGUUUUGAAAUUGUUUCAUUAAAUGAUGGAAAUAUUGAAGCUAUAUUAGAUCCUGCAGAUACUUCAUUAGAUUUUAUUAUUAAUAAAGAAGGAUUAAAACCUUUAGCAAUUCAUAGAAUUAGUUCAAAUUUUCUUUUAUCAUAUUCAGAUUGUUCAUUUUUUAUAAAUAAAAAUGGAUGGAGAACAAGAUAUGAUUUUAUGAUUAAUUGGGAAGGUAUACCACAAAAUUUUGCAUUGUGGUAUCCAUAUUUAUUAGCAUUUGAAUCAAAUUUUAUUGAAAUUCGUCAUGUUGAAACUGGAGAAUUAUUAAGAGUUAUAAUUGGAGAAAAUAUUCGUUUGUUGCAUACAGGUUCACAAGAAAUUUUAUAUGCUUAUGAAGAUGAACGUGGUUAUGAUGUUGUUGCAUCAUUAGAUUUUUGGGAUAAAACAAAUAAAAAGGAGACAAGUGAUGGUACUGUUAAUCAAUCAAAAAUUAUAAAUACAAAUGAAUCUUUAUCAUCAGGUAAUAAUACAUUAACAGAGAUUAAAGAAGUUGAUGAAGGGAAAAGAAAACAAUGA